This is a messenger RNA of Odocoileus virginianus texanus, 1030 nucleotides long. It is a transcript of the gene CHST13, whose product is annotated as carbohydrate sulfotransferase 13. Gene Ontology annotation, molecular function: sulfotransferase activity. Gene Ontology annotation, biological process: proteoglycan biosynthetic process; carbohydrate biosynthetic process. Gene Ontology annotation, cellular component: membrane. The record is from RefSeq and is a predicted model, not a curated record. NCBI's taxonomy places the organism in Eukaryota, Metazoa, Chordata, Mammalia, Artiodactyla, Cervidae.
AUGACGAGGCGCUACGGGCGGCGGCGCGCACUGGCGGCCGCGUGUCUGGGCGCCGGGCUCCUGCUCCUGGGCGCCCUGCGCCCUGCGUUCGAGAGCAGCGCCGUGGGCACCAGCUGGUUUGGCGGGAAGAGGAGGAGCCCCUUGCAGACGCUCUACGACCUGGACCAGGGCCCGCGCUCUGCCCUGGCCGAGGUGCACCGGCAGCGGCGAGAGCUGCUGCGCCACGCCUGCAGCCGCCACACCCGGCGGCAGCACCUGCUGCGGCCCGAGGACCUGCAGCACGUGCUGGUGGACGACGCGCGCGGCCUGCUGUACUGCUACGUGCCCAAGGUGGCCUGCACCAACUGGAAGCGCGUGCUGCUAGCUCUGAGCGGCCGCGGCCCCAGCGACCCGCGCGCCAUCCCCGCGCCUGAGGCGCACACGCCGGGCCUCCUGCCCUCGCUGGCCGACUUCAGCCCGGCCGAGGUCAACCGGCGUCUGCGCGCCUACCUGGCCUUCCUCUUCGUGCGCGAGCCUUUCGAGCGCCUGGCCUCGGCCUACCGCAACAAGCUGCAGCGGCCCUGGGGCGCCGCCUUCCAGCGCCGCUUCGGCACCGACAUCGUGCGGCGCCUGCGGCCGCGCCCCAGCCCCGACGCGCUGGCCCGCGGCCACGACGUGCGCUUCGCCGAGUUCCUGGCCUACCUGCUGGACCCGCGCACGCGCCGCGACGGACCGCUGAACGAGCACUGGGAGCGCGCCCACGCGCUCUGCCACCCGUGCCGCCUGCGCUACGAUGUGGUGGGCAAGUUCGAGACGCUGGCCGAGGACGCGGCCUUCGUGCUGGGCCUCGCGGGCGCACCCGGCCUGCGCUUCCCGGAGCCGCCGCCAGGGGCCAGGGCCGCCGCGCGCGACCGGGCCGAGCGCCUCUUCCGCGACAUCAGCCCCUUCUACCAGCGGCGCCUCUUCGGCCUCUACAAGAUGGACUUCCUGCUCUUCAACUACUCCGUCCCUUCCUACCUGCGGCUGCGCUAGCCCACGGCCCCGGGUGCGC